Messenger RNA from Drechmeria coniospora, 1347 nucleotides. RefSeq names its product putative ap-1 complex subunit mu-1 protein. Gene Ontology annotation, molecular function: clathrin-cargo adaptor activity. Bases 1 to 1347 code for a protein of 448 amino acids. Gene Ontology annotation, biological process: vesicle-mediated transport; intracellular protein transport. Lineage: Eukaryota; Fungi; Ascomycota; Sordariomycetes; Hypocreales; Ophiocordycipitaceae. The record is from RefSeq and is a predicted model, not a curated record. The transcript is spliced from 4 exons. Gene Ontology annotation, cellular component: clathrin adaptor complex; clathrin-coated vesicle.
AUGGCGUCUGCUCUCUUCUUCCUCGACCUCAAGGGCAAGGCCCUCCUGGCUCGCAACUACAGGGGCGACAUCCCCAUGUCGGCCGUCGAAAAGUUCCCCAUCCUCCUCUCCGAAGCCGAAGAAGAAUCAUCAGCCGUGCCGCCGUGCUUUUCCCACGAGGGCAUCAACUAUUUGUACAUCCGCCACAACAACCUCUACCUCCUCGCCCUCACCAAGCGCAACACAAACGCCGCCGAGAUCCUCCUCUUCCUCCACAAGGUCGUCCAAGUCUUCACCGAGUACUUCAAGGCUCUCGAGGAGGAGUCCAUCCGCGACAACUUCGUCAUCAUCUACGAGCUUCUCGACGAGAUGAUGGACUUUGGCUACCCCCAGACCACUGAGACCAAGAUCCUCCAGGAGUACAUCACCCAAGAGUCCCACAAGCUCGAGAUCCAGGCCCGACCGCCCAUCGCCGUCACCAACGCCGUCUCCUGGCGGUCCGAGGGCAUCCGCUACCGCAAGAACGAGGUCUUCCUCGACGUCGUCGAGAGCCUCAACCUGCUCGUCAGCUCCAACGGCAACGUCCUCCGCAGCGAGAUCCUCGGCGCCAUCAAGAUGAAGUGCUACCUCAGCGGCAUGCCCGAGCUGCGCCUCGGCCUCAACGACAAGGUCAUGUUCGAGACGACCGGCCGCACCACCCGCGGCAAGGCCAUCGAGAUGGAGGACGUCAAGUUCCACCAGUGCGUCCGCCUUUCGCGCUUCGAAAAUGACCGCACAAUCUCCUUCAUCCCCCCGGACGGCGAGUUCGAGCUCAUGUCCUACCGCCUCAACACCCAGGUCAAACCCCUCAUCUGGGUCGAGUGCGUCGUCGAGUCCCACUCGGGCUCCCGCAUCGAGUACACCCUCAAGGCGAGGGCCCAGUUCAAGCGCCGCAGCACCGCCAACAACGUCGAGAUCAUCGUCCCCGUCCCCGACGACGCUGACUCCCCCCGCUUCCGCACCAACAUCGGCUCCGUCCACUACGCGCCCGAGCAGAGCGCCAUUGUUUGGAAGAUCAAGCAGUUUGGCGGCCAGAAGGAGUUCCUCAUGCGCGCCGAGCUGGGUCUUCCGAGUGUCAGGGGCGAUGACGAGCUUGGUGGCGGCAUGACCGGCGGCUUCGGCGGAAGCAUGGGCGGCGUGGGCAACAUGGGCAAGGGGGCCAAGCGGCCGAUCCAGGUCAAGUUCGAGAUUCCCUACUUCACCACGAGCGGCAUUCAGGUCCGGUACCUCAAGAUUACCGAACCAAAGCUUCAAUACCCCUCCCUGCCAUGGGUCCGCUACAUAACACAGUCUGGCGACAUCGCCGUGAGGUUGCCAGAUGCCGUCUGA